Molecule: messenger RNA, 513 nt
Organism: Entamoeba invadens IP1
Lineage: Eukaryota; Evosea; Mastigamoebida; Endamoebidae
Exons: 2
Coding region: 1-513 (170 amino acids)
Source: RefSeq, a predicted model, not a curated record
AUGAGUCGAGUGACCGACCAGCAAGAAUUGAUUAACAAAGCCGUUGAUGCCCUUGAAAAGUUGAUUCAGACGUGGGCUGCAUUGUGUUCGAAAAUCAACGCGUCUGUUCAAACAUACAUCGACAGCACUUCCGUUGUCGCGACGGAAAAUAGCAUUGAAACCCUCGAGGGUUAUAUUGUCCGGUUGGAGUCGUUGUAUAACCAAAUGGAUAGUCAACUGCAAACACUAUUUAAACGACUUGAAAAACUACCUGUUGGAGCAGACACGUCUGUCUCACAACUGUAUCACAGACAAUGGGAGUUGUUUGAGUUUAUUGUUAAUUCAUAUCGAGACGAGUGGAUUUUGAGAGACGAUUUGGUGCAGAAAAUGAAAGUGAGUACGUCGAAACAGUUUGUGUCAGAGAGGCAGGAAGUGUGCAAUGCACAAGUCAACAUGUUACAAAUACAAAACAAUUUGGAUAUUCUGAAGACCUCACGGUCAUUCAGUGGUGUUGCAAAUAGGCAUUUGAGAUAA